Molecule: messenger RNA, 2446 nt
Organism: Cornus florida
Lineage: Eukaryota; Viridiplantae; Streptophyta; Magnoliopsida; Cornales; Cornaceae
Exons: 15
Coding region: 251-1999 (582 amino acids)
Source: RefSeq, a predicted model, not a curated record
UGGCAAUCGUUUUGUUUUUGUUUGCAAGGAAAGAAACGCAGGUGGGUCACAACAACAAGAAGAAGAAAGGCCGGUUCUCUUUUUCUGAGAAAAAUCAUCAUUCACCAGAAGCUUGUUUUCUCCCACUUUCUCUCUCUACAAACCCAUAUAUAAUUAUACAUAUAUAUAUACACGCAUAUAUUUAUAAACAUCAAGAAACUGCUCAUACAAAUAGAGAGAAAAAAAUAAGAUCUUCGCCAUCUGAAUCUUUAUGGAACCGCUAGUCAACUUCAUAAUUCGGCCCCCCAGAGCUGAAUACGACCCUAAAAAUGAUUUGUUGGACCAAGAGUUCAUGCUUAAAGGAAAAUGGUUCCACAGGAAGGAUUUGGAGGUUGUAAACAGUCGGGGAGAUGUUCUUCAAUGUAGUCAUUACAUGCCUAUUGUUAGUCCCGAUGGAAAGGCUCUGCCCUGCGUGAUAUACUGCCAUGGAAACAGUGGGUGCAGGGCAGACGCCAGUGAAGCUGCAAUAAUAUUAUUGCCUUCAAACAUUACUGUUUUCACCGUUGAUUUUUCAGGAUCUGGACUCUCUGGUGGGGAACAUGUUACACUAGGGUGGAACGAAAAGGAUGAUCUGAGAGCUGUGGUUGAUUAUCUGAGAGAAGAUGGAAAUGUUUCUCUAAUUGGUUUGUGGGGCCGUUCAAUGGGUGCUGUAACUAGGAAUUCCAUUUGUUCAUUCAUUGAUGCAAGGUGUCUUGGGAGCCUAUUGUAUGGAGCUGAGGAUCCAUCAAUUGCAGGAAUGGUUCUUGACAGCCCUUUCUCCGAUUUGGUUGAUUUGAUGAUGGAACUUGUGGAUACCUACAAAAUCCGUCUGCCCAAGUUCACUGUGAAGUUUGCAAUCCAAUACAUGCGGAGAGCUAUUACAAAGAAGGCAAAAUUUGACAUAAUGGACCUGAAUGCCAUUAAGGUGGCAAAGACUUGCUUCGUUCCAGUUUUAUUCGGACACGCCGUUGAUGACGAUUUUAUACAACCACAUCACUCAGAUCGUAUAUUUGACGCUUAUGUGGGGGACAAGAAUAUCAUCAAAUUUGAGGGAGAUCAUAAUUCUCCCCGCCCACAAUUCUAUUUUGAUUCUAUAAACAUAUUUUUUCACAAUGUUCUACAACCUCCAGAAGAUGAAGUGGGAGAAACAUUUUUUGAGACAACGCAUGAUUAUUUUCGCAAGGGUAAUUGGAGUGCCAUGCAUGAAGGAGGAAGUGCAGACCAUGUUAUUUUGGCUGCACCCACAGAUCCCACAGCAAACAGCACAGAAGAUGCCAUUAAUCAGCUUCGCUCCAAAAGACCUAUGAGUCGAACAGAGGUUCCUUCUGAUAUCUCAUCCAAAGACAAACAAUCUGAAUCCAAGGAAGAAGAAUCUGGAGCUAAGCCUAUCACAUCAUCUUCUAAAAUGAUUAGCUUUGAAUUUUCUAAUGGUCAUCCCUUUGGCCCUCAUGUUCCAACCUCAAUAGAUGAUGAUGAUUAUGUAGAAUAUCCAUUAGAUAAUUUGGCAGAUGUCCCAUGCAAUAUGGAGGAAGAAGAAAGGAUGUUCAUGGAAGCAGUAAUAGAGUCAUUAAAAGACUUGGAGAUGAGACACCCUAGUGUCGAAGAACAGCCAUCCAGCACUAGCAAUGAUACAACCAAGCCUUCGCAGAAAGAAAACAGUGAAAAUUCCUCCCUCACAGAACAUAAAAUGCCUGCAAAGAUAGAAAGCACCACUGUACCAUCAGGCAACCCUGAUUUGGCAUCCCAACAGUCUCCUGAAUCGGUCAGACCUGCACCUGGUACCAUUCCAUCAUUUGUUGAAUCAGGAAGCACAGGUGCUUCUGUUCAUAGUGAUACUUCAGUUGGGAUGCAAAGUGCUUCAGACACCGAUUUGGACGAUCACACGAAAGCGACUCUAACUGUUGUAAAGAACCCAACAAAUAACAUCCUGGAUGGUUUAGCCCGGCGUUGGGAUUUCAACUUCUUCCGAAACAGUCGAUGAGAUUGAUUUUGAGGUUCAGAUGAUAUGAAAGUGUAUUGUUUCAUAGUAACAAAGAAAAUGCCAGGAAUUGUAGUGUUGGGAUAUAGUUUACCAGAAAAAGAAAGAAAGAAAAGGAAUUUAUGUAAAUGUGUGUUCUUUGUGGAGGUGGUUUUGUUGCCUCUCAUUUAUAUUAAAUUGUCUCUCAUUGUUGAGACAAAGGGUGGAGAAGGGAGGGGCUGACUGACUGGUUUAAUUGGUGGGCCUUAUUUGAGACUAGAAGGAUAAGGGUAGUUGUUUUCUCCAAUUUUUAGUGAAAUGACUUGAUGGUGUUAAUAUGAUUAAAUUUUUUUUUUUCUCCUUUUUAUUUUUUAUUUUGUGUAGAUUAUGUGCAAGCUAUGACAAUCUGUUAUUAAUAUGCCAAUUUUUCUGCCAUUAUGAUGAUGGACUUUAAUUUUCUUCUAUUUGCCA